Conger conger (European conger) is the source of this 4427-nucleotide messenger RNA. RefSeq names its product zinc finger and SCAN domain-containing protein 21-like. Gene Ontology annotation, biological process: regulation of transcription by RNA polymerase II. NCBI's taxonomy places the organism in Eukaryota, Metazoa, Chordata, Actinopteri, Anguilliformes, Congridae. The record is from RefSeq and is a predicted model, not a curated record. The transcript has 3 exons. Gene Ontology annotation, molecular function: DNA-binding transcription factor activity, RNA polymerase II-specific; RNA polymerase II cis-regulatory region sequence-specific DNA binding. Bases 119 to 1849 code for a protein of 576 amino acids.
GCCGUCUCCAACGAUUGCCAGCUUUACGGAGCUGACCUCCGACGUAGAUCUCCAUAUCGAUGAGAAGCUUGCUAAACGUCUUGUAUUGACAAGAUAAAUAGACAAAUAAGGAGCAGCCAUGGAUUUGGUGCAGUUUGUAGCUUCCCUGCUGGACCUACACAAGCAGCAGCUGCAGGCUCUGGCUCGUCAGGGGGAGAUCCAGGCUGCAGUCCUAUCACGGCUGCUGGACAAGGAUGGGCCUGGGCCCAGGGGUCAGGGCCUGCGGAUGCCAAGACUAAAGGUCGAGGAAGGGAAUACUGAGGUGUACCUCAGUGUGUUUGAGCAGGCUGCUGCCUCCUGCAAGCUGCCCAGGGCGGAGUGGGGUGCUAAGCUGGCAAGGCUGAUGGGCCAGGAGGUGCUAGAGGACAAGUGUCCCAUCUCCACGUCAUCCACUCUCCCUGAUUAUGAUGCCCUUAAAGCCAGGAUACUUAGCAAAGCAUGGGCAGAAGAGGACCAGAGCCGGCAGGACUUCUUUUCAGUGAGGUAUGACCCCCUGAAGGGUGUCCGUGAGUUGGGCCGGAGCCUGGACUGGGCUGCAAAGCGCUGGCUCAGGCCUGAGCACAGGACUGCUGUGCAGGUGGAACAGCAGGUUGCCAUGAAGCAGUUUGUCUCCCUCCUGCCGGAUGAGGCUGGGGUUUGGGUGCACAGACAGCACCCACGGGACAUGGAGGAAGCAAUCCGAUUGGCUGAAGAGUGUCUGAGCCUAUCCAGUGAGGAAAGCUGUUCUACCAGCACCACACCCACAAGACAGACAGACACAUCAGACAGACAGACUGAGCCAGGGGACACAGGGACUACUAAACGCAGAAUCUGUGAUCCAACUGGCAUCAAAGAAAACAUAACCAAGUCAUUUCUGAACAAGCUAGACACAGUAAAACUGGAAUCUGUCCAUUUCAGUCUGGAUAUCCCAGAGCUGGAGGUGAUUUUUCUGGAAGAAGAGGGAUUGGAUGAAAAAAAAUCUCUCAAGCAGGAAGUUUAUGAACAAGGUUUCCACAGUCCUCAGAUUCCCACUGACAGAGAGCAUGCUCCACAGAGUGCCCUUCUCUGCAUGCAGGACUCCCUGCAGCAAGAGUGCACAGACAGGAGAGGGAGGCUACGAACAAAAGAUCACUCAUCACUUGCUGCAGUUGAGAGGAUCUUAGUGGCGAGCUCAGAGAGACACAAGGGGACUGUACCACCAUUAAGCCAGCCCAGGAGGUCUGGCAGCAUCACCCAGCCCCACCUAGCAACACCCACCCCCUCUGAGCCAGCUCCCACCACCUGUGAGGUUCUGUCAGUCAGCCCUCAUCUAGCUCCACCUCUGUUGUGUAGCUCUGCUCUGUCUCGGUAUCAGGAUGCAAUGGUCAAUGGAUGUCUGAAGGACAGGGAGGAUUUUAGGUGGAGGCCUUUCCUGUCCAGACUGGGCCAGAAGAGAAAGCAUCCUCAUACCAUGCAUGAAAGCAGCUUGCCCACCUGGAUCCAGGAGACGCUACCCCAACCUCACAAACCCCGUACCCCUGCUGACCGUACCUACACCCACUGCUGCCCAGACUGUGGUCGCUCCUUUACACAGGUGAGCAGCCUCCAGGAGCAUCGGAACAUCCAUACAGGGGAGAAGCCUUUUUGCUGUGAACAGUGUGGGAAGGCCUUCCACCAUCGACGUACCCUGAACAAACAUAGCCGUGUACACUCUGGGGAGAGACCAUUCCACUGUCUGCAGUGUGGCUGGACCUUCAAACUCAAGGAUGCACUGAAGAGACACCAGCUUACCCACAACAGGGACAAAUCCAGCAGCAGCUGCCUGGCAAUCACUUGCCAACCGCCAGAGUAACAGCACCCUACAACUGGACAAUCAGUACCUUGCUGUUUCAGUUCAUUAAACAGUUUGCACAGUUUCACUGAUGUGAACACAGCCUUGGUCAUGCCAGUGACUUGGUGGAUACAUUGUCACGGUGCAUAAGGGACUUCCAGGCAGGUGCCCAUGGAUGUAGUCCUGAGAAGUCUGUAGGGUGGUGCCUUUCUAUUCCUGGCAUAUGUUUGUGCUGUGGUAUGUGUGUGUUUUGUUUGUGGUAUUUUCGUUGAGUAAAAAUUCACACUGACCCUGCAAUACUGUUCCUUUGUGCUAUGGAGGAACUGAGGGAACCUGAAGUAACUAUCUGUCAAUGAUCUGCGCUAUCAAACUGAAAGCACAGGCCCAAGAGCGUUAGCACUGCUGAUAUUACUAACUCCUAGACUGAGGUAUGACUGGCUGCAUCAAACAAAGGUCCAAUUCAAGGUGGCUGUUCCGCUGAUAUGCAGCGAGUAGCAUUUAGCAACAUGCCUGUGAAGUUUGGACGCAAGCACUAGAGGGGCCUCUUCCACUGGUAGUAAUACACACAAACACAGACAAUCUGUGUGUUCUUAGACCAUUUAAUGUGCUGUGUCUUAUCCUUCCUAAAAAUAAUAUUCUCAUUAUAUAUAUGGUACUGUAGAUGCCUGCCCAUAGCUCAGUGCAACUGUCAGUGCAUAGUCUUUGCUUAUAAUGUCAUAUUAAAUGCUGUAAAGAGCAUAGACAUCACUGUGAUGGCUGUUAAUAAAUGUAAUAAAUAUUCAUAUUCUCAGCUAUUCAAACUGCCACAGAAUGCUUAGUCUUGUUGGUAUUCUGCUCUUAGCAUGUCAGAUAUUCAUGUCUCAAACUGUUCUCAAAGGCUUAAUUUAGCUCAGAUUAAACCUCUUGUGUGAAUGUGCUGUGUGGUCAGUUGUCUACAUAUAUGUGAAGGAAAUGAUCAUUAACUAGCCUCUAGCCAUAAGAACAUAUACUUAGUGAGCACUUUAUUAAGUAUUUAUUCAACUUAUUUUUUUGACUCUUUAAGUCUUCUGCUGCUGUAGCCUAUCCACUUAGAGGUUUGAUGCCUGAGUAACCGGGCAAGAAGGGGCUUGGUUUGGGAGGCGGGCUAGAACCCAACGGUCACUCUAUCAGCUUCGGAAGACGUCUGCAGAGAACCUGCUGGAAGGACCAACAUCUCAGCAGCACAACACCAGUCAGGCCUUUAUGAUUCAGUGGCUAGACGGAAGCCUCUUUAGUAAAGUGCAUGACAGCCCUCUUGGACUCUGAGAGCAUGAAAGAUGCAUACAGAGAGGUCCUUGAUGUAAACCUGCUCCAGAGUGGAUGACCGCAGACUGGGGCGGUGUUUCACCUUUCAAUAUGACAAUGACACCAAGCAUACAGUCAAGACAAAGCUGGAGUGGCUUCACGACUGACUGUCCUUGAGUGUCCCAGCCAAAGCCCAGACUUAAACCCCAUAGAACAUCUUUGGAGACCUGAAGAUGGAAAUUCACAGAUGCUCCCCAUCCUAUCUGAUGGAGCUUGAGAGGAUCUGCCAGGAAGAAUGGGAUAAACUGCCCAAAUCCAGGUGUGCAAAGCUUGUAGAGACUUACCCAAGAAUACUCAAAGCUGUAAUUGCUGCCAAAGGGGCUUCAACAAGGUACUGAAUUAAAGGGUCUGAAUACUUACACUCAGUGAGCACUUUAUUAGGUAUUUAUUUGAAUUUUUUACUUACAGUACUGUGCAGAAGUCUUAGGCACCUGUAUAACAUCCUGCACAGAUAAGAUUCUUUCAAAAAUAAUUCAAUAAAUAAACGUACUAGGGCUAUACAUUUUACAUUACAUUUUAGUAAUUUGGCAGAAUAGUUAAAAACAAGGAUCAAUAUUUUUUGUGACCACCUCCAUUAAAACUGCAUCACUUCUCUAAGAUGUCCUGCAGUUCUAUAAGACAGUCAGCUGGGAGGUUGUUCCAAGCAUGCUGGAGAACUUGCCACAGUUCUUCUGCAGACUUUGGUUGGCUCCUUGUUUCUGAUCUCAGACAGCCUUGAAGUUUUUAUGUAAAAAGUAGUAAAUUGCUUAUAGUAAUGUUACUUUUUAAAAUUAAAUACAAAAAUGUCUCUGUAAAAUUAAGUCUUUUGGAAAAUGAAUGUUUGGAAAUCUCAAAUGUGUUCUUUUAUACUAACACAUAAACAUAUAUAUAUAAUAAAGUCUAGGGUGCCUAAGACUUCUGCACAGUACUGUAUGUCUUCUGCAGCUGUAGCUUAUUAAUUCAGAUGUUGUGUGUUCAGAGAGGCUCUUCUGCAUACCACUGUUGUAAUGUCUAGUCAUUUGCGUUGCUGUCAGCUUCCUGUCAGCUCAGACCAGUCUGGCCAUUCCUAGUGAGUAUGACCAUUUGCGCUCAUUGCUUGAAUCUCUUGUGCCAUCAAUUCAGGAAUGCACAGAAUUAUCCACUCUUCUGAAUCAUGCAAUGCUAUUACCACUUGUCACACCACAGCCAAUGUAAGACACAUUGUGUAAUCUGUAACAGUUAUACUUACAAGAUUGACCUGCACAUGCAGGUUGCUGGAGAGCAAUGAAAUCCUUACUGAUUAAACCUUCUCUAUUCA